ACACCUGCCUGAACUGCUGUGAACAUCUUCACCAGCGCUGUCAUGCUGUAGCUAAGCCCGGCAAGGGAAAUGCUGCCUUUGCUGAAGUGAUCCUUCAGUUGCUAUUCUUAGCUGCUGUUUAAGUUGCUCCAAAGUUGGCUUUAAUGAGUUGUGCUUGUGCCUGAGCAUUUAGAGGUGAAAGAGAUGUUGCUAACUGGAGUUAGGUAUUAUUCACAAGCAUGUUCCUCAUUUGGGCUUACUUUCUUUUUCCAUGAUAGUCUGUAUGGGAUACACCAAUUCUUUCCUUUGUAGUCUGUACAGGAAGAAUGCAAGGAAAAAGAACUGUGCACCAUUCUUUAUGCCCUUGAUGUGGCACAAGCUGAAAAAUGCUGUGCACAGUAUGGGUGCAAAACUAGAAGGGUCUCUAAAAUCAAGUUUUGGAGCUCCUAAAAGACGCAGACCUGCGCGCUCAAUAUUUGAUGGCUUUCGGGAUUUUCAGACAGAAACCAGCUGUGCAGUUCGACAGGAACAGGAGCUACGAAACGGAGGAGCGGUAGAUAAGAAACUCACUACUCUAGCAGACCUCUUCAGACCUCCCAUUGAUCUGAUGCACAAAGGCAGCUUUGAAACGGCCAAGGAGUGUGGUCAGAUGCAGAACAAGUGGCUCAUGAUAAACAUUCAGAAUGUGCAAGAUUUUGCCUGUCAGUGUCUCAACCGUGAUGUUUGGAGCAAUGAGGCUGUGAAGAACAUAAUCCGGGAGCAUUUCAUUUUUUGGCAGGUAUACCAUGACAGUGAGGAAGGACAGAGGUACAUACAGUUUUAUAAAUUAGCAGACUUCCCUUAUGUUUCCAUCCUGGAUCCCAGGACAGGUCAGAAACUAGUGGAGUGGCACCAGCUGGAUGUGACUUCUUUCUUGGACCAAGUGACUGGGUUUCUGAGUGAGCAUGGGCAGCUGGAUGGCCAUUCUACCAGCCCUCCCGAAAAAUGUUCUCGUUCAGAGAGUCUCAUUGAUGCCAGUGAGGACAGCCAGUUGGAAGCUGCUAUCAGAGCCUCGUUACAGGAGACACAUUUUGAUUCCUCACAGGCCAAGCAGGAGAGUCGGUCAGAUGAGGAGUCGGAGUCAGAGCUUUUCUCUGGAAGUGAGGAGUUUAUUUCGGUUUGUGGAUCUGAGGAGGAGGAGGAAUCGGAGAAUCCUGCCAAGUUGAGGAAGUCUCCACACAAGGACUUGGGGUACAAAAAAGAGGAGAGCCGAAGGCCUCAGCCUGAACCCCCUGCAAGGACUGAGCCUGGGACAACAUCAAAUCACAGAGUACUGCCCUGCAUUGAUGCAGGGAUACUGGAGGAGUCAACUGACAAGCCUGAAAGUACGUUCCAGGGCCUAGAUGUAAAUGGACCAAAGGCACAGCUGAUGCUAAGGUAUCCAGAUGGAAAGAGGGAACAGAUUUCACUGCCUGAACAAGCUAAACUUCUGGCUCUUGUGAAACAUGUCCAGUCAAAAGGAUAUCCCAAUGAACGUUUUGAACUUCUCACCAACUUCCCUCGAAGGAAACUCUCCCACCUGGACUAUGAGAUCACAUUACAGGAAGCAGGCCUGUGUCCUCAAGAGACUGUCUUUGUGCAGGAAAGGAAUUAGCACCGUGGCCUGAGUUCUCCCAGCCUUCCUUCCCUCUCCUCUUUGCCUGGGACACCAACUCAUUAAAUAUGCAGUUGAGAGUCAUAGGAUUGCAGUGCUGAAGUCAGGCAGGCAGCUGACUGGCCCUUCUCUCUCUUCUUCCCUUCUCUUGCUCUAGUGACCAAAUGAGAGUGUUCAGAGUUUUAUUUUCUUCCUCAGCUUAGGCCCUGCAGAGAGCAUUGGGAAGAAUAUCUUUCCUUUGCUUCAUGGAAUUAAGUAAAGCGAUGAUCUGUGUAUCCGGUAUGUUGGGGCUUGAAGAGGCGACAAUACACAUACCCUUCUCGCUGCUAUUCUUAAACCUGUUUUGUUUAAUUUAUUUUUUAAAAUAGUGUGUGAUAAGGCACUGAGUCAUCUCUCUGUAAGGAGGGUGUGAUCUUCAGUAGAGUCUUUCCUUUGUUUUGAUGCUCUACACAAAAGGUCUCCAUUAACCUUACAGCCUUCUCAAGGGUUAACUUACGUAGCGCUCUGUGAAAACUUGGUUUUGGGGGAAGGACUUGAGUUGAGCUGUGGUGAGAUAUUCUGCCCCUCUCUAAUUUAAAGAUUGCAUGCAUGUUUUCCUCCUGCUUUGAAAACUGCCAGUGGACAUAGUAAAAAAAAACAACCAACCCCCGAAAAACCAACUGUACUCUAUAUGGUAUUGACUGCUUAGCCCAAAGGAAAAGCUGCAUGUCCACUGUUGCAGCAGAACUGACUCUUUGGUAGAAGUUGUUGGGGUUUCCAUUUGUUCUUUUCCCAGCAUCCCUUAAGUGUCUCCUUUUUACUUGCUCUCAGGAUUUUCCAAAUUACAAUAGAAGGUGGCAAAAUACUGUAAAGAUCUUGGAGUCUCUGGAAAACACCUGACAUAAAAACUUGGCAGUUAGUGGCUUUUUUUCUGUGAUGGUGUUUCGUUUUCCACAGGAAUGACUGGCUUUGCAGGGGUUUUAGAGCACUGGUGGCAGUUGAGCAGGACAGCAAGUCCUAGGCAGGUUCCUUCAUUAAUUAAAAACAUACACAGCCAUGUCAAACUGUGAAAGGAAUUAAUGCUUUGGGAAAGACUCGCAACCCAGUGGCUUGAAGGCUCUGGGCUGCUUUUUAUUCUAUUUCAUGUUCAUCUACCAUCUAAAUCCAGAAGGCUGUAUGGAAAGCUACUUCUUCUUUUCAGCUCUGGAAGCUGGCACCACAAGUCAUGCAGGCUUAUCACUGGGCCAUGCAGAGUGCUCUACUUUUCUGGUGUCUUCUCUAGACCUAGAGCUGUUGAUCAAUUGGUGUUAUAAUAGGUCUUACAGUGGGAUAAAAGUUAACUAACACAGUCACCCUCAAGAUGGAUGUCAAAUUAGUGUAUUUACAACUAAAAACUCAGUUUAGUGUCCUCUUAAUCAAUGAGGGGGAAAAAGGCACAUGAGACAUACCAGAACUGCUAACCUUUUCUGCAACUGCCAGAUGAUUAUACUUGUUUAAAAAAACCCAAAACUGUAGUGAUCAGGAACUCACCGUAGACUCAAACUUUUCAAGAUACUUUGCCUUUAAUUUCAUUUGCUAGUUGGAGUCUUGAAGUGUAGGAAAUCACAGAAAAUGUCUUGCAUUCCCAUAAUAAUAUUAGCUCACAAUUGUCUUCUGCUUAUAAUUGAGGUUUUACAUGUAAUCAUACAAUUGUAUAAAUUUAUUUCCUUUCUACAUAAAAAUUAUUCUGUGUUCUACUGCAAAAUUUAGUAUGAGGAAAGCAAACUCUGAUUGCAGUUUCUUAAUCAACGGUUGAUGUGGUGUCAGAGCUCACUUCUGAUUUAUGAAGAGAGCCUGUCACGGAGGCUGCUUCCCAGCAUUGGCAAGUGAAUUACAAGGCCAGCAGAGGAGAUGGAGAUAUUGGUGUUUGGCCUGUGAAGCAGCAGUGGCACCUCUAGACCGGAUGAUCUUUCAUGUUUCUAGGAUACCCAAAUUCAUAACUCAGAAGGAAACCCUUUCCAUGUAGGUCUAAUGCUUCCCUAAGCAGGAUCAGCUGUCUAAUUGAAAGAACUGGCUUUAAUGUUUGUUGCCUUGGAACUCAUUACCUCUUCUGUGGUUAACCACAGGAAAAUUAAGGCAGGUUGCCAACAGGACACAGCACCCAACACAUGAAUAGUCCCUUCAUGUCCCUCAGGCAGGCUGGAUGGGAGCACGUUGACCUUUCCUGCUCUCCUUCCCGUGCCUGCCAGUGUAAGGCAGGGGGCCCUUGUGGUUCCACUGAUUCACUUCGGAGUUGUUGCUGGUUGGCUGUGUUUGCUGGUGGAGGGCCAACUCAUUUUUGACAGGCUUGGCUUUGUAUCCAUUCUGGGAACAUUGUUCCACAUCAGCUUUUUUAGCAGUUAAGUUAAACCUGCAAAAUUGACUCUGUCUUUUCAGUCCUAGGCCUGUUUUAUUGGUAGCUUCUCUUCUUCCAUCCUGCCCUUCCCUGAUUGUACUAAUAUACAUGGGGCUAGGCUGUGGUUGAAGCAAUCCAAUACAAAAUAGCUAAUGUCGCUGAAAACAUUAACCAAGUUGCCUGUGACAGCUUGUAGCAGUGAAGGUGUGAGCUACUUGGGCUCUAUUUAUGAAGAGCUUUUGUCACAGUUGCUUCUAGAUGUUAAAUCUCAAGGUCAAAUUGCUUUUGACAAGACUGGAAAAAAUGUCUUAAAUCUCUUGAUUGCAAAAUGCUGAAAUACGAAGGACGAAGGAAAAAGAUUCUUCAAAGGCUGUGGUUAAUGGCUUCCUGUGGGUGUUGCUUGGCUGUAUUUUGCAUGUUGUGUUGCAAGGACUGCCAUGAGUUUGGAGGAGCAGAAGUGCAUCUAGACAGUGGAAUUCUUUCUGGGUAGAGAACUAAACAGCUAAUGUGCUUCAAGCUGUAGCUUCUUGCUGCUUGCAAAGAAGUUUCCUUUGCAUGUGUUCUUCAUCAAACAAUGCUUUGUUUUGACAUUUACUGUCUAACUGCAGCUAAGAGUCACAGUCACAACCAGUAUUUGUAAACAGAAGGCAAACUGAGCGCUGGCUUUCCCUGCCAGCUGCUGUUAACACAUUUACAGUUGGCUUCCCACUUGUGAUCCUUCAGAGGCCCAAGAAGGAUUUUGGGCCUUCCUAAUGAUACAUACUGUAAGCUGAUUGACCAGCUUCAACCUCACAGCAUUCUUUACUGACAUUAAAAGGGCAGAUAAAGGCCGUGCCAAACAUUUCUGGGCAUACUUGUGUUAUUUUUAUUAGGCUUUGAAUUAAGGUCUGCGAUUUUUACACUUCUGACAUUCAUGGACUAAAGUUACACUUCCUGAUAAAUCAAGUAAGUUGACAACACCAAUAUUAAAGAAAUAUCCAUGUAUGUGCAUAAUAGCCUUGUAAAAUGUAGUUGUCUAUAAAAAGGCAUCCAAAGGUAUCAUUGUUCCAAAGGAGAUUUAGACAGCAGUUUUACAUCAGCAUACUUUCCAGAGCUCACUAGAUCUCCUGCUUUGCUUUUACAAGAGAAUAACACCUCUCAUCUGCAGAGCACAUCUGUUGUUCGCUGCUGCAAACAUCUUGCAUUUCUCAUGGUCCACUGCUUUCAAAGCUGAGUUUUUCAAAGGCUACCAAUUCCACCAGCUUAUACCAGCUUCCACAUCUGCUGCUUUGUCCCCUGGCAGAAACUAGGAGUUGGUUUUAGUACAUGUUUUAAUAACGCAUGCUCACUGUUGAAAGGCCUGAUUUCUCUAAUUUCCCUUCUUACUGGAGCACCAAGCUUCUUUGCAGGGGCACAAAAGCAGCAGGGGCCAAAGUAAAAGCAAGGCAUUACUUAGGCUGCAUUUUGCCAGAUACCAAAUGCAUAAAAUGGGGCAUUUGUGGUGGUUUUCUAAACCACACAGACACACAUAACAGAGACCUGUGUGGAAUGUCCAUGUGAAUGGGAAGAUGCAUGUGAUUUCAGGAGCUUAUUGGUUAACUUUUGUCCCUUCUUAGUUUUUAGUAAAUGACACUACUUUCUUUUUUAAUCCGUUUUUAGUCUCAUUAGUAAAUAGGUGGUGCUAUAUUCCAAGAGGAGAAGGGAUAGCAGAGAUGUGCUUUAAUUGGGUGAGAUGCAAAGUCUCAGUCCCUUGAAGACUGAGUGUGCCUUUUCUAGGUGUUGUAAUAGAUUUGAAUGCAGCCCCUCCUUUUAUUUAUUUUAACAAACUAUUUCCUACGAAUGGAACAACAGCUACUGUUCUAAAGGCAAACCAAAACUGUUUUGAGCCCUAUAUUGGUCAUCUACAUUGUUGGAAAUAGCCGCAGGUGCGUGUUUGGAGAUAACCUGACCAUAGGUGUGGAGGUCUGUGCUUGACAUCCUGCACAGACAGUCCUGUUGAGGUUUUCUCUGUCCAAGCCCAAGAUCUUACCACAGUUUGGUGGUACUCUGUCUGCCCCCAAACCGGUGAGGUUAAUGGAUACCCUUUCUGUGAUGUACAGGAUGACUUUGUUUUCCUGUGUCCUCUUGUCCGUGAGAUGCUUAGUGUCUGUCCACUCCCAAUAAAUAUAGCCAUAUGUAUAUACAUAUGUAUACACACACGUGUUUUUAAUUGGAGAAUGUGGCACUUAACAUCAGUGCCUCAACUUGCCUCAGUUUAACCUUCUGUUGUUUUACAUGGGUAUAUUAUGAGUGAUUGCAGAAGUUUGGGAUUUGGUCACUGUCUUUAAUUACUGUGAGUGUCUGCAGUACAGAGAAAAGUAACUUUGUACCUGCUCCUUAAAUGGUGCUGAGACUUUAAGGUAUAGAAGGAUAGCCAGUAAAAGUACAUGGAGCAGGGGGAUGAGGUGCUAUUUUAUAGAACAGAUUUAUAUGAAGAACAUCUGGGUAAAACACAACUCGGAUGUGGUGCGUCGUCAGACACACCGACCAUAGGACAGAUGAUUUUUUUAAACGAGGCUUUCCUCUCAUUGGUGACCAUAGAGUUUCAAAAUUCUGACUUGGCCUGUCAGUUUUUACAGUAGGCACUUUCUUCUUCAGUGAUGGCAACUUCAUAUGAGAGGAGGGAGAGGAUUAAUUCAGAAGAUUUCAGCUCACUGUGCUGGGAGGGACCAAACUCAAGGAAACCUCUGAUCUAUAUACACAACUGCUGCAUUUUUUAUAAAUAUAUGUAAAUGUCCUAUUGUAAUAUUUGAUCCUGGAAAUAAAACAAACUGUUUUAAGUA
This is a messenger RNA of Strigops habroptila (Kakapo), 6766 nucleotides long. It is a transcript of the gene UBXN7, whose product is annotated as UBX domain protein 7. NCBI's taxonomy places the organism in Eukaryota, Metazoa, Chordata, Aves, Psittaciformes, Psittacidae. Gene Ontology annotation, cellular component: nucleus. The transcript has 9 exons. Gene Ontology annotation, biological process: proteasome-mediated ubiquitin-dependent protein catabolic process. Bases 251 to 1612 code for a protein of 453 amino acids. Gene Ontology annotation, molecular function: ubiquitin binding. The record is from RefSeq and is a predicted model, not a curated record.